Sparassis crispa is the source of this 441-nucleotide messenger RNA. Its product is annotated as 40S ribosomal protein S10-B. The coding region runs from base 1 to 441 and encodes 146 amino acids. Gene Ontology annotation, cellular component: cytosolic small ribosomal subunit. The record is from RefSeq and is a predicted model, not a curated record. The transcript has 3 exons. Gene Ontology annotation, molecular function: structural constituent of ribosome; RNA binding. NCBI's taxonomy places the organism in Eukaryota, Fungi, Basidiomycota, Agaricomycetes, Polyporales, Sparassidaceae.
AUGAUUAUUUCCAAGGCCCACAGGCGCAUCAUCUACGAAGCUCUCUUCAAAGAGGGCGUUUUGGUCGCCAAGAAGGACUACAACGCCCCCAAGCAUGAAGAGCUCGAUGUGCCUAACCUCGAAGUCAUCAAGGCCCUGCAGAGCUUGACGUCCAAGGGACUGGUGAAGACCCAGUUCUGCUGGCAGUGGUACUACUACGUUCUUACCGGCGAGGGCGUCGACUACCUCCGUCAAUGGCUCAAUCUGCCGAAUGAGAUCGUCCCCGCAACGCACAAGAAGGCAGUUCGUCCAGCGCGCCCCGCGGGUAUACGCUCCGGUGGGGAAGGUGCGUACCGUGCCCCGCGCGGUGACCGGGACGACUACCGGAAGAAAGAGGGUGGUCCGACUGGCGAGUUCCGGCCACAGUUUGCUGGUGUCGGCCGGGGGGCACCUCGGGAGUAG